CUGCCCUGCUUUCUCUGCCACAGAAUUUGUCACAUGACUGGGCGCUGCCCAUCAUACACAUGGCAGAGCCACUCUUCUCUGUCCCCAGAAAUGAGGACCCUUCCUCAGAACUCUAGAAGAGUAACAUUUGGGUGGAAAUACUCUUACACUCAUUUAAACUCUCCUUUGAAAUGCUUCCUUUGAGGUCUGCCAAGAUGCCCAUCAUGGUGGAAGACAUCAUGAAGCUGCUCUGCUCCAUUUCCGAGGAGAGGAAGAUGAAGGCGGCGGUCAAGCACUCUGGGAGGGGCGCCCUGGUCACAGGGGCCGUGGCUUUCGUUGGGGGAUUGGUUGGCGGCCCACCGGGACUAGCCAUUGGGGGCGCCGUCGGGGGUCUGUUAGGUGCCUGGAUGACGAGUGGACAGUUUCAGCCAGUUCCUCAGAUCAUCAUGGAGCUGCCGCCUGCCGAGCAGCAGAAGCUCUUUAACGAGGCCGCUGCCAUCGUCAGGCACCUGGAGUGGACGGACGCCGUGCAGCUGACCGCGCUGGUCAUGGGCAGCGAGGCCCUGCAGCAGCAGCUGCUGGCCAUGCUGGCGAACUACGUCACCAGGGAGCUCCGGGCGGAAGUUCGGUACGACGACUAGGCCCUCCCCAGGAGGUGAGGGUCUCAUGUGGCGACUCUCCUACCUCCUGGGAGGUGACCGGGGAGCUGGGGGAGGCCCCAUCAUCAGGGUAUCACCUUAAACUGGAGAGAGGUCUCCUGCUGGAGAGGCUGCUGCUGUGCCGCAUCAUGUCCUGGAAAUGAUUCGUGAAGACGUGUGUUCUCCGGUCGUGCGCGCUGACGCGCACGGAC
This is a messenger RNA of Ceratotherium simum simum (southern white rhinoceros), 829 nucleotides long. RefSeq names its product chromosome 33 C19orf12 homolog (gene C33H19orf12). The record is from RefSeq and is a predicted model, not a curated record. Lineage: Eukaryota; Metazoa; Chordata; Mammalia; Perissodactyla; Rhinocerotidae.